GUUUGCAUGCAGCCCGACAGCGGAGGUUGACUGCGGUGGGAUGGGCUGUGAGGUGUUCAAGAUGGCGGCGCCCUGUGGAGUGCAGCUACUCUAACAGAGGUGCCUGGAGACUGUGUUGGUGGGUGGCCCCAGGAGUCCUCCAGGCAGGCAGGGACGGACACCGCGAGAGAGACGCUGCCUCCACCCCCAGCACUGCCACCACCAUGGCCAGGGAGCAGCCCAACGUGGGGGACCUCCUCCCACUCCUGGAGACCUCCGACCUCCACCAGCUAGAAGAGAUCAGAGGCCUCAUCAACGAGCAGCUCAGCACUGAGCGAGGGUCCAUGCUGCUGAACGGGCUGGUGGACUACUUUUUGGAAACAAACUCUGCCCAGGCCAUGCAUAUCCUCUCCUCAGUCAGAGAGCCGCACGAUAAGCACCUUCUGGACAAGAUGAACGAGUGUAUGACCAAACAGGCCUGUCGGCUACCCACCCUCACCCUGCUCGGCCAUGUAAUCCGCAAGCAGCCGUCCUGGAUCCACAAGAUUGCUCGAUACCCUCUGCUGCUCUCGCUGCUCAAAUGCCUAAAGACGGAUACAGACGUGGUGGUGCUGAUAACUGGAGUGCUGGUGCUGAUCACUCUGCUACCCAUGAUCCCUCAAGCUGGAAAACAACACCUGUGGGAGUAUUUUGACAUCUUUGGUCGCCUUGCAUCUUGGAACCUUAAGAAUCCUGGCCAUGUUUCAGAGGUUUACCUAAUCCACCUGCACGCCAGCGUCUAUUCACUCUUCCACCGUCUAUACGGCAUGUACCCGUGCAACUUUGUAUCCUACCUGCGCUCCCAUUACAGCAUGAAGGAGAACAUGGAAACCUUUGAGGAAGUAGUGAAGCCGAUGCUUGAACACGUUCGUAUUCACCCAGAACUGGUGACAGGAACCAAGGACCAUGAGCUCGACCCCACCAGGUGGAAAAAGUAUGAAAUCCAUGAUAUCGUCAUCGAAUGUGCCAAAGUGUCUCUAGACCCCAAGGAGGCCUCUUGUGAGGAGGGCUACGCCACCAUGCCUGAGAUCUUCUACCCCCAAAUCCACCUGCGACCACAAGACUGCACUUCCAGCCCCUACACAGACCUCCACAGCAGCUACGGAAGCUCUUCUUCGACCCCAUUCUCGACUCCACGGCAGCCGCUACCCCCGCCCCUGUCCUUGCCCCCCUUCUCAGGGACACACUCCUCCUACCGCAGCCCACAGACCUCCAGACGGCAGAACUCCACCUGUGAACUCAACUCUUCCUGUGGGGGGAAGGACCCUCUGUGGAGCCCCUCCUCGUUGUGUGGCAUGGCCACACCCCCCUCCUCCAGGGGCAUGUCGCCCAACUUGGAGCUCUCCCACAGUGCCUCACACCUUCCCAGCCGCUUCCACUGCACAUCAGGAGGGAAAGGAACGCCUGCCUCCAGCACUCCAGCCACCUCUUCCCCACCUCCCACCCUAUCAGAUGACUUCCCCAUAAUCUCCUUACCAGCCAACACAGUCCAGUCCAGCCCGCCAAGAAAGGAUCGUCGACAAGGAGAAGGCAGCAAGGCAACACUGGUGAGACAGGAACCAGUGAAAGAUACAGAGAAGAGUGCAGACACAGCCACAAACAGAGAUGCAGGAGCUGCUGAGAACGUCUCCAUGACUUUGACAGAGCUGUCGGUCUUCAUGAAGAAACAGGAGCUGGAGCUUCAGCUGAGAACAGAGAAAGAGAGGGAAGAGGCCGCCAUCACAGAGGAGCUGCUGAAGAUCACUGAGGAUAAGCAGGAGCUGUCGGGCCUGAGGGGCUUCGACUCCCCUUUCUAUCACACCACAGAGACUCUGACUGGCUGUCAGGCACAAGACAAGACCCUCUCCAACGCCCAGCCCGGAGGCCCCGUCCGGGACACCCACCAUGUUGUGUCGACGCCAGACAAAGCAGAGAACACUGCCAGCAACAGUGGUGUCGGGAGUGAACGAGGAGGGGCAGGAGGAGCCGGAGGAGACAGCAGGAGUUCAGCUCUCGGCCUCGAGCAGUCCUGGUCCUUCCAGUCAGGUUUCACCCCCAUCGAUCACCACCUGCACCGGAGCCCCUCCGCCCCGGACGACGAGGUGGCCAAGUUUGGGAUGUUCUCCCCGAGCCCGUGCAGCAAGACCCCGGCCCCGGUGCCGUACGAGUCGUUCUUCGACCUGGCCCUGCCCAGGGCGGCCUCGCUCUUCGUCGGCCAGAAGACGUCGGAGGCGGUGCACAAGGCGGCCAUGGAAAGGCUGUCGCAGUGGGAGGAGGGGUUGGAGGAUGGGGAAGAGGAAGGGGUAGUGUCUGCUUCACCACUAGAGGUGCUGGAUCGCCUUGUGCAGCAGGGGAGCGACGCCCAUGAUAAAGUGCUCAAGAGAGCCUGCCUGGGUUGUUUCCAGUCUAUUACUGCAGCCGAAAGGAAACACCCAGUUGAGAACAAAUUACCUUUGCCAAGUAAGUCAGCUGACUGGACACACUUUGGAGGCUCAGCUCCGCUGGACGAGCUCCACACGCUGCGGAGCCAGCUGCUCCUGCUGCACAACCAGCUGCUGUACGAGCGCUACAAGAGGGAGCAGCACGCCGUCCGCAACCGACGCCUCCUCCGACGCAUCAUCAACGCCACUGCACUGGAGGAGCAGAACAACGCUAUGAAGGACCAGCUGAACCUGCAGAGUGUGGACAUCUUGUCUCUGAGGGAGAGUCUGCAGGUGGAGCAGCAGAGGUACAGGCAGCUGUGGGACGACCGGGAGACGGUGGUGACCAGGCUGCACAGUCAGAUCCGACAGCUGCAGCAGGGACGAGACGACUACUACACCAAGAACCAGGAGCUCCAGAGCAAGCUGCAGGAGUGUCAGAAAAGGAUGGAUGAACUGGAGGCGGAGCUUCAGAGGGCCAACAACAAAGUCUGCCACACUGGUCACCUCCUCAACCAGAUGACUAUCAAGCUGAGCAACAGUGAGAGCACCCAGCAGCAGAUGAGCUUCCUGAACAAGCAGCUGCUGCUCCUCGGGGAGGCACAUAAGCUGUCCAUGCAGGAGCUACACCACACAGGAGCUGAUAAUAUGAAGGAGGCCCAGAUGCUGCAGGUGUCUUAUGGAAAAGAGGUGGAGACGCUGAGGCAGAACCUGCUGGUUCAGGGUCAGAAGCUGGAGGCAGCGCAGCAGAGAGUCUCCGAGCUGGAGACGCACCUCUCCAAGAAGGAACACCUCAUUGUCGAGCAGAAGAAGUUCCUCGAGGAUGUAAAAUGUCAAGGAAGGGCGGAGCUGCAGGCCUCAGACAGCAGGUAUCACGCUCAGAGGAGAAUCACACAGCUGCUGCAGACGGAGCUCCUGCAGCUCUACAGCAGGGUGGAGAUGGAGGCUCCUGCCAGCACUGCCACCGGUUCACCAGCAGGGGGCAGAGCUGACCCGCACACUUGUGUUGACUCCAGUGUCAUGAUGCCAGAUGGACCAAGUAAAACUCACACCAACGACGAGGCGGACAGUAUACCACCACACGACUCCCCCCGGGGCAACGGCAGCACUUUAUCGCCAGGGCAACCAAAGGCGAGCAACUCUUCCAAGACAACAGCCAACUCCAUCAACGGCAGCCAGGACCUGGCCCCGCCCCUGCUCGUGGAGCCCUCCCUGUCCUGUCCCCAUGCCAAUCCACUCGCACCCCUGCCCCCCUCUGACGCGCCGCUCACCGUGGGCUCCUACCCCAGCGCCAAGAGCUUCCUGGGCAUGAGGGCGCGCGAGCUGUUUCGCAACAAGAGCGAGAGCCAGUGUGACGAGGAGCAACCGCCGCCGCGCCUGGCAGGCCUCGCCCAUGGCCUGAAGACUGAGCUGUGUGUGGAGCCGCCCUGCCCGGGUUACAUCGCCACCGUCGGCCCUGCACCUUGCCCCAUCCCGACUCCGCCCCCCGUCCCAGCCCCAGCCCCAGCCCCCGCCAUCGCCACUCCUCUCACUGUGCCCACCAAGGACCCCCCUUCUGAGCCCAAGCAGCGGGCCUCCAGCCAGGAAAGCCCCCGCAGGAAGGCAGGGGCGGGGCCAGGUGGAGGGCGGGGUCAUGCGGGGUCAGGGCGCCCCCGGCAGCAGCAGCUAAAGAUCAUGGACUAUAAUGAAACACAUCACGAGCACAGUUAGAGACACAGAACUGAGCCGGGGCGGAGGCGGAGAGACUGAAGUUUAACGAUGAAGAAGAGCUACAAAUCAGCGAAAGAGUAUCAUGUCAGCAACUCUUUGGAAUUCAGUGUUAUAUGUUCCAUUCCUCUGAGUGGGCAACAGGAUUUCCCCCAGUGUUUUUUUUUUCUUUUUUAUACUGAUUCAUUCCCCUGAAGAAUUUUGACAAGCUUCACAGGGCCACAAAGUCAACGUGUUGUUACCAGUGGAGAUGCCAGAUUUUUGAAUUUGGUUUUGAGACAAAGAUGCUCAAAGAUAUGCCGGCAGGAUGCGAUGGAACUUAUCAAUAACUUAUACGUGACACUGUGAGUUUCAUGUUUAAAUGGUCAGUUCACCCAAACUGCCAACAUGGACAUUUUCCCAUUUGGCUGCAAUUGAAUCAGCCAUGCAGAUCGUUCUGCUGUAAUUUGUCUAAAAUCUUUACAUCUGUCUCUGUGAUUUCUGCCUCCACAGCCAACACAAUGGAAGUAUGGAAGUGAAGGGAAUUCCUGUUGCGAUGCUCACAGCACGGGAAGAUUACAUAAAAAAAAAAAAAACACUCAGUAGCAUCUUCUGAAACGGUGUCACAGUUACUUCGGAUAAUCCGUAGACCUUUC
Chelmon rostratus (copperband butterflyfish) is the source of this 4759-nucleotide messenger RNA. It is a transcript of the gene tsc1b, whose product is annotated as TSC complex subunit 1b. Gene Ontology annotation, cellular component: TSC1-TSC2 complex. The record is from RefSeq and is a predicted model, not a curated record. Lineage: Eukaryota; Metazoa; Chordata; Actinopteri; Chaetodontiformes; Chaetodontidae. The transcript is spliced from 23 exons. Gene Ontology annotation, biological process: negative regulation of TOR signaling; regulation of cell cycle; negative regulation of cell population proliferation. Bases 204 to 4127 code for a protein of 1307 amino acids.